Messenger RNA from Coregonus sp. 'balchen', 10430 nucleotides. Lineage: Eukaryota; Metazoa; Chordata; Actinopteri; Salmoniformes; Salmonidae. The record is from the annotation of a GenBank genome assembly.
GCCCGCAAAAGUGUGCAUGCGAGAAGAAAUGUAAGAAAAGGUUGGUGUUUAUCGUUAACAUUUUAGUUUAGUUUGUAAGCAUGAAUGCGGGGAUGCAUAUCACUAUAAGGUUAACGCUACCGAAACCUCGUUUUUGUCCACUUCUGCGUCCCUUUUUUUGACCUCUUAAAUCACGUGUCAAACUCGUUCCAUGGAGAGCCGAGUGUCUGCGGUAUGUCGCUACUCCCUUGUACUUGAUUGAUUAAUUAAGGUAACUGAUUAGUUACGAACUCCCCUCACCUGGUUGUCUUGAGUUUGACACCCCUGUAAACAUUUAGUGAGCAUGAUUUUACCACAGCCACUAAGUCGUAAACCACGCCUAUUUAUACAAUUUAUCUUAUUAACAUGUGAUUUUUAUGAUAUAGCCAGUGGAAACCGGUAGUUAGCUGGUUAACAACAACCAGCAUCUAGUGCAGGGGUAGGCAACCUUGGUGUGCCACAUGUUAUUGUUUUAACCGACCUGGAAGACCAGGUGUGUUAAAUUUAGGCAGUCAUUGAACUGAUAAAUUGUCUCAGUUGGUCAGGUGUGGUGCCUAGUUGAAACAAAAUCCUGCACGGAACUCCAGGAACAGAGUUGCCUAUACCUGAUCUAGUGGUUAAUGUACAGCAUGGUUCCCCAAUUGGCGGCCCGCAAGUGAUUUUAUUUGGCCCCUCAAGUUUUCUGGGCAAAAUAAAUAACAUUACAUUUACAUUUUAGUCAUUUAGCAGACGCUCUUAUCCAGAGCGACUUACAGUUAGUGAGUGCAUACAUCAUUUUUUAUUUUUCAUACCCCCAUGGGAAUCGAACCCACAACCCUGGCGUUGCAAACGCCAUGCUCUACCAACUGAGCUACAUCCCUGCCGGCCAUUCCCUCCCCUACCCUGGACGACGCUGGGCCAAUUGUGCGCCGCCCCAUGGGUCUCCCGGUCACGGCCGGCUACGACAGAGCCUGGAUUCGAACCAGGAUCUCUAGUGGCACAGCUAGCACUGCGAUGCAGUGCCUUAGACCACUGCGCCACUCGGUCUAAGGCAACAUAAAAUACUAAAAUCCCCAGGAAAUCAGAUCAAAAAGAUUUUAAUUUAGGAAAUCUGUUACCAAGUAUUUCCAGCAUAAAUAGAGAGACAUAGCUAUGGAAUCGAAAACCAAUGUAAUCAAGGUUUGAAAUGAUUGUAUUUUUGUCAAAUACUAGCUAACUAUAUUUGUUUGGGCUUCUUGUGGUCAAUUUGCAUGGUACACAUUUUUUAUAAUUAUUGUCUGGCCAGGGUUUCCAUUAGGAAAAUGUGGCGCCGGACAACGUGACCUGGACGAUUUAGAUUUACCAGCCAUUUGAGAUACACUAAAUAUACAAAAGUAUGUGGACACACCUUCAAAUUAGUGGAUUUGGCUAUUUCAGCCACACCCGUUGCUGACAGGUGUAUGAAAUCGAGCACACAGCCAUGCAAUCUCCAUAGACAAACAUUGUCAGUAGAAUGGCCUUACUGAAGAGCUCAGUGACUUUCAACAAGGCACCGUCAUAGGAUGCCACCAUUCCAACAAGUCAGUUUGUCAAAUUUCUGUCCUGCUAGAGCUGCCCCAGUCAACUGUAAGUGCUGUUAUAGUUAAGUGGAAAUAUCUAGGAGCAACAACGUCUCAACCGCAAAGUGGUAGGCCACACAAGCUCACAGAACGGGACUGCUGAAGUGGACAGGCUAACAUGCUUUUCAAACAGUUGGAGACAAACAGAGGGGUGUGUUCAUAACAAUUCAAUUUAUUAUUAUUAUUAUUAUUAUUAUUAUUAUUAUUAAUUCAACUGUUCAACUUUGUUAGCUAGCAAAUAGAUCCAAGUUGGCUAAACUUGAAAUAUAAAGAUUAGCUGGCUAAUCACUAGCACGUGGGCUUGAGAGAUGGUUGAUGAGACCCGUGUUAAUUUUCUAUAGCCUAAUUAAUGCCUGCUACAAGAAGUUAGUCAUUAUUAGUGAAUGUGCAUUAUGCAUGGUUCUAGUUAAAUUUGUAACAAAAAAUGGCAUUUUCAUAGACAUACUUGAAAGCCAAAUCAGUGAUUUUUAUAUAUAUAUAUAUAUAUAUAUAUAUAUAUAUAUAUAUAUAUAUAUAUAUAUAUAUACAGUGGGGAAAAAAGUAUUUAGUCAGCCACCAAUUGUGCAAGUUCUCCCACUUAAAAAGAUGAGAGAGGCCUGUAAUUUUCAUCAUAGGUACAUGUCAACUAUGACAGACAAAUUGAGAUUUUCUUUUCCAGAAAAUCACAUUGUAGGAUUUUUAAUGAAUUUAUUUGCAAAUUAUGGUGGAAAAUAAGUAUUUGGUCACCUACUAACAAGCAAGAUUUCUGGCUCUCACAGACCUGUAACUUCUUCUUUAAGAGGCUCCUCUGUCCUCCACUCGUUACCUGUAUUAAUGGCACCUGUUUGAACUUGUUAUCAGUAUAAAAGACACCUGUCCACAACCUCAAACAGUCACACUCCAAACUCCACUAUGGCCAAGACCAAAGAGCUGUCAAAGGACACAAGAAACAAAAUUGUAGACCUGCACCAGGCUGGGAAGACUGAAUCUGCAAUAGGUAAGCAGCUUGGUUUGAAGAAAUCAACUGUGGGAGCAAUUAUUAGGAAAUGGAAGACCACUGAUAAUCUCCCUUGAUCUGGGGCUCCACGCAAGAUCUCACCCCGUGGGGUCAAAAUGAUCACAAGAACGGUGAGCAAAAAUCCCAGAACCACACGGGGGGACCUAGUGAAUGACCUGCAGAGAGCUGGGACCAAAGUAACAAAGCCUACCAUCAGUAACACACUACGCCGCCAGGGACUCAAAUCCUGCAGUGACAGACGUGUCCCCCUGCUUAAGCCAGUACAUGUCCAGGCCCGUCUGAAGUUUGCUAGAGUGCAUUUGGAUGAUCCAGAAGAGGAUUGGGAGAAUGUCAUAUGGUCAGAUGAAACCAAAAUAUAACUUUUUGGUAAAAACUCAACUCGUCGUGUUUGGAGGACAAAGAAUGCUGAGUUGCAUCCAAAGAACACCAUACCUACUGUGAAGCAUGGGGGUGGAAACGGCAUGCUUUGGGGCUGUUUUUCUGCAAAGGGACCAGGACGACUGAUCCGUGUAAAGGAAAGAAUGAAUGGGGCCAUGUAUCGUGAGAUUUUGAGUGAAAACCUCCUUCCAUCAGCAAGGGCAUUGAAGAUUAAACGUGGCUGGGUCUUUCAGCAUGACAAUGAUCCCAAACACACCGCCGGGCAACGAAGGAUUGGCUUCGUAAGAAGCAUUUCAAGGUCCUGGAGUGGCCUAGCCAGUCUCCAGAUCUCAACCCCAUAGAAAAUCUUUGGAGAGAGUUGAAAGUCUGUGUUGCCAAGCGACAGCCCCAAAACAUCACUGCUCUAGAGGAGAUCUGCAUGGAGGAAUGGGCCAAAAUACCAGCAACAGUGUGUGAAAACCUUGUGAAGACUUACAGAAAACGUUUGACCUGUGUCAUUGCCAACAAAGGGUAUAUAACAAAGUAUUGAGAAACUUUUGUUAUUGACCAAAUACUUAUUUUCCACCAUAAUUAGCAAAUAAAUUCAUAAAAAAUCCUACAAUGUGAUUUUCUGGAUUUUUUUUCCUCAUUUUGUCUGUCAUAGUUGACGUGUACCUAUGAUGAAAAUUGCAGGCCUCUCUCAUCUUUUUAAGUGGGAGAACUUGCACAAUUGGUGGCUGACUAAAUACUUUUUCCCCCCACUGUGUAUAUAUAUAUAUAUAUAAAAGCAGGUUCAACUAUUUUGAUAAAAUAAUUACAUUUUUAGUGGUCUUAUGGUUGUGAAAGGCGUGUUUGUGUGUGUGUGAUGGAUAAAUGAUGACUUAUGAAAAUACACACAGGCCAAUUUAAUUCCAUUAAAUAAUGCAAAUGAACCUAUAGACCUUUAAGCAUGAAGGUCAAAUGUAUUUACAUCAACUGGUAUUUCCAUCAAUGAAUAAAAAGCAUUAUUUUGCCAUGGGAUUUUUUUCUCCCGGUCAUUUUGGCCAGCAACAGUUUUAACUAUCUGCUUUUUUUUGGGGGGGGGGGGCAAAGCCCGGCAAUUGCCGGCUAACGGAAACCCUAGUUCCGGCCCUGAAUAUACGCUCAAGAAAAAAAUUGGCCCGCGGCUGAAUGUAGUUGGGACCCUUGAUGUAGAGUAUGUAGCUAGUAGCUUGCUAGCUAACUGAUUAGCGUAGCUAUGUUUUUCCUUGCUGGUUGUGUAAUCCUUCUUUUGUAUGUUUCAGGUCCAAUGUCUUGAACAGGUAACAAAUGUGGAUGAGCUGGUUCCUGAAAGGGACCACCUGUCUUUUGCAGGUGGCAGCCCGCAGCACCCCAAGGCUGCCUCCCCAAAGAGGCCUCUCUUCCUCCCUAGUCAGAAUCCUAACCAAGCCACGCACUCCAAGAUUUGCUAUUCCUCCAUACUAUCCUCCGGGACAACUAUGGGGGAUGUCAUUGCCAAUCAGUUGUACCAGGAGCUACAAAAAGGAUACCAAGUCUAUCCUAGACUUUCCUGUCGACCCUAUUACAGUGACCGAUAUCAAACAAUAUCUGCGCUCUAAAGACAUCCCAUUCCAUGAUGGCUACAGCUGCUUGCACGCCCCCAGCAUUUUCCUGGACUCGGCUGUGUGUGUCCCUGCGGAUACAGGGAAGGAGAGCUUUACAAUGUUCAUUGACAAAACCACAGGCCAAUUUCUGUGCAAGGAGACCCUGGUGGAGGGGAGCUGGGAGGACCUGCAGGACUGCCUGGAGGUGAUGCAGAAGGAGGGCCAGGCCUCCCUCAGCCCUCACGUGCUGCUGGGCUACCCCGAGAGCCUGGAGGAGCGGGAGGAGAAGGAGCAGGAGCUCAGGGAGGUGCAGAGGAUCUGGUCCAGUGCCGUGCCCUUCUCAGACCUCCCUGACGAGGAGGCGCAGCUAGUCAAAACCAUGUUCCAGAUCGGCAAGAUCUCCAACGCCACGCUCAAAAAGUUUGCGGUGAGGUUAUUCAAGCCCACCAAGAGCCUGGUGUUCCCCUGGUUCAGUGGAAGGGACUCCAGCCUGCGGGGCAUCAAGCUGCUAUCUGCCCAGAGCAUGGAGAGCGGGACGGUAGCUUAUACCGAGGCCAUGGUGCCCAAGGCUGGCUCCUACCACAACCUGUUUGGGCUGCCUCUGGUGGGACGCAUGGACUCCGAGGUGGUGCUGACAGGCCAGGAGGUAGACACCCUGGCAGUGAGCCAGGCCACAGGCCUGCCCAGCGUGGCUCUGCCCCGGGGUGUUAAUACUCUGCCCCCAGCCCUCCUGCCCUACCUGGAGCAGUUCAAGCGGGUCACCCUGUGGCUGGGAGGGGACAUGCGCUCCUGGGAGGCCUCCAAGAUCUUCUCCAGGAAGCUGGGUCUUAAGCGCUGCUCCCUAGUGCGCCCGGGGGAGUUCCAGCCCUGUCCUGUGGAGGCCCUGUUCCAGGGCAGGAACCUGGCCCGUAUCGUCAACGCCUCCAUACCCGCCGCCCACAAGUCCAUUGUGUCCUUCAGGCAGCUCAGGGAGGAUGUCUACGGGGAGCUGGCCAACACUGAACAGGUGGCUGGGGUGAAGUGGACCAGGUUUCCAGAGCUCAACAGGAUCAUGAAGGGUCAUCGCAAAGGGGAACUGACAGUCUUCACAGGUAUAGCGUAUAGUAGGAUGACAUAUAUUGUCAUUUGAUCAUGUUGUUCUACACGGAGGUAUAUAGCUAGCUAUGGUAGAAUAUGCUUCAAAUGGGGGUUGAUUUUAACCUGAGACUAGACUGAGUGAGUAUUGCUUGGCUGUGUAAGUCAAAUCAAAAGCAAAUGAUCUAACUGGCUAUGUUGAUAGUGGCUCUAACUUUAACGUACCUCUCCUCCCUUUUUGUUCUCCCCUCCAGGACCCACGGGCAGCGGCAAGACCACCUUCAUCAGUGAGUUUGCCCUGGACCUUUGCAUGCAGGGCGUCAACACGCUGUGGGGCAGCUUUGAGAUCAACAACGUGCGCCUAGCCAAGAUCAUGCUGACCCAGUUCGCCAUGCAGAGGCUGGAGGAGAACCUGGACCAGUACGACUCGUGGGCCGACAGGUUCGAGGACCUGCCCCUCUAUUUCAUGACCUUCCAUGGGCAGCAGAACAUCAAGUGAGUCCUCUGAAAGUGUUGAGUGAUAUGUCAAUCAAUAGGUGUACUGUAAAGCUUGAAUUGUAAAUAACUCCCUCCUCUCUCCCUCUGCAGAGCUGUGCUGGACACCAUGCAACACGCUGUCUACCUCUACGACAUCAGUCACGUGAUCAUUGACAACCUGCAGUUCAUGAUGGGCCAGGAGAACCUCUCUGUAGACAAGUUUGCCGUCCAGGACCACAUUAUCGGAGCUUUCAGGAAGUUUGCCACCAACAGCAGCUGUCACGUCACUCUGAUCAUCCACCCCAGGAAAGAGGAGGAUGACAGAGAACUACAGACAGCGUCCAUCUUUGGAACGGCCAAGGUGAGUAGAGGGUUACAUCUAAUACUGAAUCAUGUCAAUAUAAAUGUAGACAGAUAAAUAUAACGCUGCUUCCUUGUUUGCCUCUUUAAAGCAUUGAGUGCUUUUAUUACACCUGUCUUGGUGUUGGGUGGAUCUCUAUGUUUGAUUGAUAGGGGGUGCUUGUGACAACAUUAUCAAAAACAGUUCCAUGUACUGUAUGUCUAUAAGUUUCACAGACCCACAUUUUAUUUAUUUUAAAUUAGAUUUACCAGCCAAUUUCGAUCUUGUUUCAUCGUUGCAACUCCCCAACGGGCUCGGGAGGCGAAGGUCGAGUCAUGCGUCCUCCAAAACAUGACCCGCCAAACCGCGCUUCUUAACACCCGACCGCUUAACCCGGAAGUCAGCCGUACCAAUGUGUCGGAGGAAACGCUGUUCAACUGACGACCGAGGUCAGCCUGCAGGCGCCCGGCCCGCCAAAAGGAGUUGCUAGAGCACCAUGAGCCAAGUAAAGCCCCCCCCGGCCAAACCCUCCCCUAACCCGGACGACGCUGGGCCAAUUGUGCGCCGCCCUAUGGAACUCCCAAUAACGGCUGGUUGUGAUACAGCCUGGGAUCGAACCCUGCGAUGCACCACUUGGGAGGCCCCCCAAAUUCUUUUUCAAUCAGAGAUUCACCAUAACACACGUUGUCACUGAUAUUUUUAACCUACAGUGAUUUUUUGGGGGGUUUGUAUCAUUUGAUUUACACAACAUGCCUACCACUUUGAAGAUGCAAAAUAUUUUUUCGUGUGAAAUAAACAAGAAAUAAGACAAAAAAACUACUUGAGCGUGCAUAACUAUUCACCCCCGCCCCAAAGUCAAUACUUUGUAGAGCCACCUUUUGCAGCAAUUACAGCUGCAAGUCUCUUGGGGUAUGUCUCUAUUAGCUUGGCACAUCUAGCCUUCAAGUUAGAUGGGUUCCGCUGGUGUACAGCAAUCUUUAAGUCAUGCCACAGAUUCUCAAUUGGAUUGAGGUCUGGGCUUUGACUAGGCCAUUCCAAGACAUUUAAAUGUUUCCCUUUAAACCACUCGAGUGUUGCUUUAGCAGUAUGCUGAGGGUCAUUGUCCUGCUGGAAGGUGAACCUCCGUCCCAGUCUCAAAUCUCUGGAAGACUGAAACUGGUUUCCCUCAAGAAUUUCCCUGUAUUUAGCGCCAUCCAUCAUUCCUUCAAUUCUGACCAGUUUCCCAGUCCCUGACGAUUUAAAAACAUGUGUUCUCGGGGUGAUGAGAGGUGUUGAGUUUGCGCCAGACAUAGCGUUUUCCUUGAUGGCCAAAAAGCUCAAUUUUCGUCUCAUCGGACCAGAGUACCUUCUUCCAUAUGUUUGGGGAGCCUCCCACAUGCCUUUUGGCGAACACCAAAGUGCUUAUUUUCUUCUUUAAGCAAUGUCUUUUUUCUGGCCACUCUUCCGUAAAGCCCAGCUCUAUGGAGUGUACGGCUUAAAGUGGUCCUAUGGACAGAUACUUCAAUCUCCGCUGUGGAGCUUUGCAGCUCCUUCAGGGUUAUCUUUGGUCUCUUUGUUGCCUCUCUGAUUAAUGCCUUCCUUGCCUGGUCUGUGCGUUUUGGUGGGCGGCCCUCUCUUGGCAGGUUUGUUGUGGUGCCAUAUUCUUUCAAUUUUUUAAUAAUGGAUUUAAUGGUGCUCCGUGGGAUGUUAAAAGUUUCGAAUAUCUUUUUAUAGCACAACCCUGAUCUGUACUUCUCCACAACUUUGUCCAUGACCUGUUUGGAGAGCUCCUUGGUCUUCAUGGUGCCGCUUGCUUGGUGGUGCCCCUUGCUUAGUGGUGUUGCAGACUCUGGGGCUUUUCAGAACAGGUGUGUGUGUGUGUAUGUAUAUGUGUAUAUAUAUAUAUAUAUAUAUAUAUAUAUAUAUAUAUAUAUAUAUAUACAUACAGUGGGGAGAACAAGUAUUUGAUACACUGCCGAUUUUGCAGGUUUUCCUACUUACAAAGCAUGUAGAGGUCUGUAAUUUUUAUCAUAGGUACACUUCAACUGUGAGAGACGGAAUCUAUGUGCGCUGUGUAAGGACAUCGGGGAUAGAAUUGUAGACCUGCACAAGGCUGGGAUGGGCUACAGGACAAUAGGCAAGCAGCUUGGUGAGAAGGCAACAACUGUUGGCGCAAUUAUUAGAAAAUGGAAGAAGUUCAAGAUGACGGUCAAUCAUCCUCGGUCUGGGGCUCCAUGCAAGAUCUCACCUCGUGGGGCAUCAAUGAUCAUGAGGAAGGUGAGGGAUCAGCCCAGAACUACACGGCAGGACCUGGUCAAUGACCUGAAGAGAGCUGGGACCACAGUCUCAAAGAAAACCAUUAGUAACACACUACGCCGUCAUGGAUUAAAAUCCUGCAGCGCACGCAAGGUCCCCCUGCUCAAGCCAGCGCAUGUCCAGGCCCGUCUGAAGUUUGCCAAUGACCAUCUGGAUGAUCCAGAGGAAGAAUGGGAGAAGGUCAUGUUUUCUGAUGAGACAAAAAUUGAGCUUUUUGGUCUAAACUCCACUCGCCGUGUUUGGAGGAAGAAGAAGGAUGAGUACAACCCUAAGAACACCAUCCCAACCGUGAAGCAUGGAGGUGUAAACAAUUCUUUGGGGAUGCUUUUCUGCAAAGGGGACAGGACGACUGCACCAUAUUGAGGGGAGGAUGGAUGGGGCCAUGUAUCGCGAGAUCUUGGCCAACAACCUCAUUCCCUCAGUAAGAGCAUUGAAGAUGGGACGUGGCUGGGUCUUCCAAUAUGACAACGACCCUAAACACACAGCCAGGGCAACUAAGGAGUGGCUCCGUAAGAAGCAUCUCAAGGUCCUGGAGUGGCCUAGCCAGUCUCCAGACCUGAACCCAAUAGAAAAUCUUUGGAGGGAGCUGAAAGUCAGUUUUUCCCAGCGACAGCCCCGAAACCUGAAGGAUCUGGAGAAGGUCUGUAUGGAGGAGUGGGCCAAAAUCCCUGCUGCAGUGUAUGCAAACCUGGUCAAGACCUACAGGAAACGUAUGAUCUCUGUAAUUGCAAACAAAGGUUUCUGUACCAAAUAUUAAGUUCUGCUUUUCUGAUGUAUCAAAUACUUAUGUCAUGCAAUAAAAUGCAAAUUAAUUACUUAAAAAUCAUACAAUGUGAUUUUGUGGAUUUUUGUUAUAGAUUCUGUCUCUCACAGUUGAAGUGUACCUAUGAUAAAAAUUACAGACCUCUACAUGCUUUGUAAGUAGGAAAACCUGCAAAAUCGGCAGUGUAUCAAAUACUUGUUCUCCCCACUGUAUAUACUGGGGUCAUGUGACACUGAGAUUGCACACAGGUGAACUUUAUUUAACUAAUUAUGUGACUUCUGAAGGUAAUUGGUUGCACCAUAUCUUAUUUAGGGGCUUCAUAGCAAAGGGGGUGAAUACAUAUGCACGCACCACUUUUCCGUUAUUAAUUUUUUUAAACAAGAUAUUUUAUUCAUUUCACUUCACCAAUUUGGACAAUUUUGUGUAUGUCCAUUACAUGAAAUCCAAAUAAAAAUCAAUUUAAAUUACAGGUUGUAAUGCAACAAAAUAGGAAAAAUGCCAAGGGGGAUUAAUACUUUUGCAAGGCACUGUAUUUGUGUUGGUACUAGUAACCUUUGAAAUUCCUGUCUACCAGGCCAGCCAGGAGGCGGAUAACGUGCUCAUCCUGCAGGAGAAGAAGCUGGUGACAUGCCCCGGCCGGAGGUCCCUCCAGGUGGCCAAGAACCGUUUCGACGGAGACGUGGGCAUCUUCCCUCUGGAGUUCAACAAGGCCUCGCUCACUUUCUCUGCCCCGGUCAAGGGCAAGCUCAAGCUGAGAAAGGUCAAGGGGGAGGGGUCAGAUAAUGAGGAGACAUUAGGAGAAACUCUAAAGAAGGAGGAGACAACGGUUAAGAAGGAGAAACUAGUGAAGUUGGAGAGGCCACCCAAAGCUACCAAAACGCCCAGAGCUGUUAAGAGUCCUGCAGCAGGGAAGGGCACACCAGAGGGAGAGGGAAAGAAACAGCCAUAG